GUUUUUUUGUAUUUAUUAUUAUUUGAAAACUUUUUGAUUACAUUUCAAUUCAAAAACAAUUUUUGUCUUAUUUUCAAAUUAAGUGUUUGUUUUACCGUUUGUGACCACUGGUUACACUACCCGAUCAAUGUCUCUACAAUAGAUUGUAUAUAUUUGUGGUAAUAAUUAUUAAACACCCGAAACCCGGUGACUAACGAUGACCAGCGGCGGCGGAUCUGCUGAUAAUAAAACAGUGAUAACAAGUAUCACCACAAGUGGUCAUCUAUUGAACACACCGUCGGUUAAAUGGUCUGAAAGCAAUUCAAUUGCUGUCAUAAUAGACAAGUAUCUGUUGGUGUUGACCUCACGGUGCGAUCCGACCGAAUGGACUACAGGUUUUCCAUAUCACAAGACAGUUGUGCCGAACCCGAAACAGAUCAUGACUUUUGAUUGCGGAAUGACUGUCAAAGAAGUGCUAUCGACGGCCACUCUCGAUGAACAACAAAUCUUAAUGAUGGACCCGUCACUGGCCGGUGAAACAGGCAAUUCAUUGACAUAUUUAAGCUAUCGUUGCAUCGAUUGGUCGCCCAAUUGGGGAGAAUUGGGUUGUCUAUUGGGAGCCCUUACUGUUGAUCAUCGACUAGUCAUAUAUCGGUGGACUAGAGAUGAAUGGGAACAAUCUAUUGACGUGUCUGAGCUAUUAAAUAGUAAACUGCAGUCAGACUUUUGGUUUGCCGAUAUCGGUGCCGCAGUUAACUAUAAUACAUACCGCGAUCGUAUGUAUAGUUUGGCUACUGUUUGCUUUUGUUGGGCCCGUAGUUGGGUCGAGACUGAUGACAAACUUGGCUACAGUUGUAUGUUAUUCAUGGGCUCGAAGAACGGUUUAAUCACUUUCUGGGACAUCACUGUAUAUAACGAUUGCCAAUCAAUUCGGACACAAUUUCUCUACAAAUGGACCACAAAUUAUAACGAUAUUAAAUGUCUCAAGAGUUUUGACGACUUUUUAAUUAUAUCGGUCGCAAACGGUAUCAUUGCUGUCAUCUAUACGGGCAGUUCGUCCGAUUCGGAGCCCAAUCCACUGCUAUUGUGGUCCGAAGCGGAUGAAAUUGCGGUCAAUACUUUUAGUAUAAAAUUAGUGGACACAGAAACCAAUACCUAUGAUAUUGUGUUCGCAAAAUCAGAUUUUGUGGUCAUAUGUCGUAUGAAUGCUAACAUCGACGGCGAAAACAUUGCUAUGAAUCUCAAGUGUUGCAAAUGGGAACCGGGUUUACACCGAAUGCCGGCCACUAGUAUUAGCUCUAUAGUUGAUAAUAAAUAUUUGUUGACAUCACUGGAUGGUCGACUCAUUGAAAUAGAAAUUACACACGAUUUAACUAUUAGACAAAAAGAGGUUACACUCGACAACAUUAGCUUUACAUCCAUGUGCUCAUAUGGUAUUGAUUCAUCGCCCAAUGGUGUCCUAUCGUGUUUAGUUCAAACACUCAGUCCACUUCAUGAUCAUCUGGUAAUCAAAGAGCCGACACAAGUGAUUAUAUUUGCAAACUUAUCAUUUGAAGGCCUGACAAACCUGUUAUACGAAAACUUUUUAUCAUCAAAAGUGAUCCAAUUAGUUAAAAGCCAACAGUUUAGUGAUUGUUUUGACUACAUGGACUGUGUCCGCUAUUUUCUGGCCACCAAUAAUUUCGGCAAUUGUGAAACUACUUUAUACCAAUUGAUUUGCGAUCAGUCGCUAAUCGACAACUGUCCGGACUUAACAACCUUACGAAUCAUACGUUUUAUUACAAAAGUAUUUAUUACUCACUUCAAGAAUAAGACAUCCGAUGAUUGUGUCAAACUUGAAGCCAACGCACAGUUAUGUGAAGACAUGAUUUUAAAGCAUUUCAUACAUAAACUCUACAGCGAAGUUGUCUGCGCUUUGGAAGUAUUAACCGAAAGUCAGUUACGGUCGUUGAAGAACAUGAAUCACUGGCUGUCCGUACGAUUUGGUGAAAAACUGUUUGCCGACAAUUGUUUCGAUUUUAGUGCCGUAGAAGACAUUUGUCUGAUUUGUGGCCAACGAAUUGAGUUCGACAAUCGCACGACUGGCGCGUGUCGACAGUCCCAUCGGUUCAUUAGAUGCGCCAAUUCAUUGGUUUUAUGCGAUUUUGUUAACUAUCGAUAUAAUAAAUGCUGUAUUUGUUUGAAAUCGUUUGUAAUUAAACCGGCCGUUUGGAGUAAAUCAGCGAUUUGUUUGUAUUGUCAGUAAAAUUAUGUUUUCUAUAA
Messenger RNA from Oppia nitens, 2241 nucleotides. RefSeq lists its product as uncharacterized. The transcript has a single exon. Gene Ontology annotation, cellular component: transcription factor TFIIIC complex. Bases 197 to 2224 code for a protein of 675 amino acids. The record is from RefSeq and is a predicted model, not a curated record. NCBI's taxonomy places the organism in Eukaryota, Metazoa, Arthropoda, Arachnida, Sarcoptiformes, Oppiidae. Gene Ontology annotation, molecular function: histone acetyltransferase activity. Gene Ontology annotation, biological process: transcription initiation at RNA polymerase III promoter.